AUCUGAUCACAUCAAUUUUCAAAAAUCCCACAGAAAAUUACAUCUGGAACCAGUUAUGUCAGAUUCUGAUCUCUCUUUUCUCGAUUCAAUUCAUGACCACCUUCUUCAAGAUUCUAAAAUUUCUGAGGGUACCACUGAGAAGGUGAAAAAGGAGUUGGUGGUGGUGGAUGGGACUCACGCGCCGUCGGGGUGGAGGAAGUUUCGGGGCGUCAGGCGGCGGCCAUGGGGAAAGUUUGCCGCUGAGAUAAGAGAUCCGGCGAAGCGUGGCGCUCGGGUGUGGCUGGGGACGUACGGGUCGCCGGAGGAUGCAGCUUUGGCUUAUGAUCAAGCAGCGUAUAAGAUGCGUGGGUCUCGAGCUAUGUUAAAUUUCCCGCAUCUUAUCGGCACCAACAUGGCGGAGCCGGUGAGGGUGGCUCCACGGCGGAGGACCACGGAGGUUGUUGUGUCUGCGCCGUCGUUUCCCUCAGAAGAAGAUGGUGGUUUAAAACGAUCAAGAACAAGUAGUAGUGACGCUACCACGGUGGAUGAAUCCAUUAGCAGGCCAUAUUAACACCUUGAGAUCAUUUCGCAAAUUGUUCAUACAUUUAACU
Cynara cardunculus var. scolymus (artichoke) is the source of this 590-nucleotide messenger RNA. Its product is annotated as ethylene-responsive transcription factor 13-like. The coding region runs from base 56 to 550 and encodes 164 amino acids. The record is from RefSeq and is a predicted model, not a curated record. NCBI's taxonomy places the organism in Eukaryota, Viridiplantae, Streptophyta, Magnoliopsida, Asterales, Asteraceae. Gene Ontology annotation, biological process: ethylene-activated signaling pathway; regulation of DNA-templated transcription. The transcript has a single exon. Gene Ontology annotation, molecular function: DNA binding; DNA-binding transcription factor activity.